AUGGGCAAAAAGCCAGGAAAGAAGGAAGAGAAGCAGACCAGGUCACAGUGGGAGGGCAAGCACCCAGAACCGAAAUCAAGAGUCGAUGAGAGGAAGGUGGUUGCAACGGUAAAGCUGCCUGGCAAAGUGUGUAACCUGCUGGAGUUCAAGCUGGACUGCAGCCCGUCCACGAAGAUCUCUUUCAUAGUUGAUCGAAUUGUCGACCGCCAUGGCGGGUCCAUUAGUGACCUCUCCGUGUGCGUCAACCGAUUCCAUCCCGAAGAGAUCGUUGGCAGGGACAAGACGCUGGAACAAUGCGGUGUCUUUGGAGGGGAGUGCUUGAUAUACUACGACUUUGUCCCGCGGGCCGGUGCGCUGCUGGCGUGA
Symbiodinium pilosum is the source of this 366-nucleotide messenger RNA. Lineage: Eukaryota; Dinophyceae; Suessiales; Symbiodiniaceae. The record is from the annotation of a GenBank genome assembly.